Molecule: messenger RNA, 7800 nt
Organism: Pectinophora gossypiella (pink bollworm)
Lineage: Eukaryota; Metazoa; Arthropoda; Insecta; Lepidoptera; Gelechiidae
Gene: Sec31
Product: protein transport protein Sec31A
Exons: 26
Coding region: 180-3968 (1262 amino acids)
Biological process (GO): endoplasmic reticulum organization; intracellular protein transport; endoplasmic reticulum to Golgi vesicle-mediated transport
Cellular component (GO): COPII vesicle coat; endoplasmic reticulum exit site
Molecular function (GO): structural molecule activity; protein binding
Source: RefSeq, a predicted model, not a curated record
UUCACAUGAAAUAUGUUUCUUAACCGUUCCUUUAUGCUUUAGUGGCUUUAAACAAUAUGUAAAUUCAAUACUUUUGUUGCCAGAAAAGUUUUUGAAGUAGUGACAUAAUUAGGUAAAUAAAUCGUUUUAGGACCGUUUUUGAAUGUUUGGUGGUGUUUUAGUGAAAUAGUUGGCUGAAGAUGAAGGUAAAGGAGUUGAAGAAGACGGUGAACGUGUGCUGGUCGCCGGCGGAGACACACCCCGCGUACCUCGCGGCCGGCUCCGCGGCGCAGCAGGUCGACGCUUCAUUCAGCUCGAACUCCACUUUAGAACUCUAUUCCUUGAACUUGGAAGACCCUGGACUAGACUUAGAACUGAAAUCCAGCCUCCAGACACAGCAUAAGUUCCAGAAACUAGUAUGGUCGGGUGCUGGUGUGGUGGUGGGGGGCUGUGAUGGAGGCUUGCUGGAGUUCUACAGCGCCGACCGUCUGCUCAAGGGCUCCACUGAUGCGCUCCUUGGCAGCAGCUCUAAACACAAUGGCCACGUGUCAGCGCUAGACAUCAACCCGUACCAGCGCAACCUGCUAGCGUCAGGGGCAGCUGAGAGCGAGAUCUUCAUCUGGGACCUCAACAACACGGCGCAGCCCAUGGCGCCCGGCAACCGCUCCCAGCCGCACGACCACGUGCAAGCUGUCGCCUGGAACCACCAGGUACAACACAUCUUAGGGUCGACGUUUGCAACACGCUGCGUCGUUUGGGACCUUAGGAAAAACGAGCCCAUUAUGAAGUUGAGCGACUCGCAGGGCCGCACCCGCUGGCGCGCGCUAGCGUGGCACCCGGCCGUGGCCACGCAGCUGCUCAUCGCCUCCGAGGACGACGCACACCCCGUGCUGCAGCUCUGGGACCUCAGACUGGCAGCUUCCCCACUAGUCACCCUGGAAGGUCACCACAAGGGCGUGAUGGCAGUGUCGUGGAGCAGCGCCGACAGUGACCUGCUGCUAUCAGCUGGCAAGGACGGACGCGUGCUGGCAUGGAACCCUAACAACACUACGCCGGGCGGUGAGCUACUACUGGAAGUGAGCCAGCAGCAGCAGUGGGUGUUCGACGUGGCGUGGUGUCCGCGCAAUCCCGGUCUGAUAGUCACCACCAGCUUCGACCAAGAAGUCGCUGUGCACUCAUUGCUCGGAGGAACUACCCCUGAGAGUACGCAGGCCAGCGCCAGCAGCAUCAUGGAGUCGUUCGGCGCGCAGCAGCUGAGCCAGCUGCCGGCCGUGAGCCGCGGCGCCGCGCCGCCCGCGCCCGCGCGCCCCCCGCAGCCGCCGCGCCCGCCGCGCUGGCUGGCGCGCCCCGCCGGGGGCAAGUUCGCCUUCGGAGGUAAAUUGGUCACUUUCGAGAAAUGCCCACAAGAGGCGGGAUCACAAAAACUAGUUCACAUUAGUCAGGUUGUCAGUGAACCAGAAAUAGUGGAGAGAGCGACGGAAUUAGACUCAGUAUUAGGUUCCACUCAGAGUCAGGACCCGAAUGCUACCGAGCGAUUAGCUGAGUAUUGUCGCCAGAAGGGUGACGCAGCGACGGAGCAGCACGAGCGCUACACGUGGUACUUCCUGCGAGCCAACUUCCUGCCCACCUUCCGCAGCGAGGUGCUCAACCUAUUAGGCUUCAAACAAGACGAAAUAUCGUCCAAAUUUAAAGGCACUUCAUCUCUGGGCGACGCGCCGCAGUCCGAUGCGUUGCUAAGUCGGGGGGAAUCCACGGAGACGGAAGCAGAACUAUCCACGGACACUAGCACUGAUUUAUCUGAUGCACAUACAUUGAUCGAGAGGAAACUAGCAAACGUCGACCUGGGACCAUCAGCCACCAACGUGGUCAUACCCAAUGGCGAUGAUAGCACCAGCACGAUCUGUCGCGCGCUGGUGUGCGGCAACUUGGAGGAGGCCGUGGAAAUGUGUCUCGAAGCCAAGAGGGUCGCCGAUGCCCUCAUCAUCGCCUCUCUGGGCAGUCAAGAGCUCCUCUAUAAAGUCCAGAAGUACCAUCUGAAGCAGACGGCUUCCGACCCGGUGUCCCUGAUCGCGGGCAGUCUAUUGCUGUCUCGUUGGGACUCGCUGGUGUCGGUGGCUAGUGGCAGCAGCUGGAGAGAUACCCUGGCGGCGCUCGUCACCCACUGUGACGGGUCGGCCUUGCAGCACUACUGUGAAAUGCUCGGCGACAAGCUGUCGAAGGAAUCGGAUCCGGCGUUGCAAGAGGCGGCCACCAUCUGCUACCUGUGCGGCGUGAACCCCGAGUCGCUGGUGGGCCGCUGGGCGCGGCAGCGCGGCCAGCGCGAGGCGGCCCCGCUGGCGCGGCUCACGCAGCUGGCGCUGCUGGCGCGCCGCGCCGCCGCCGCCCGGGGCUGCCAGCUGCAGUCUCUCGGCAGGCUAGAAUCGGUCCUGAACGAGUACGCGUCCCGCCUGGCGGCGCAGGGUUGCCUUCACUCCGCGCUCAACACGCUCGAAGGGGUCGAGCAGACCGAGCUGAGGGAUAGACUGAUGAUCGCGCUCGGGAUGCUGCAUACUGGACAGAGAAGAGUCAGCCAUCAGCCCGCGGGCCCCGCGCCGGGCCGCGGCCGCGCGCCCAGCACACACUCGCAGCAGCGCGGCCGCCUGCUGGCGCACCACGACGGCAACAACGCCUACAGUGCAGAGUGUCCGCAGGGCGGCGACGCUGACCAUCUACCGAUUGCAUACGGGCGGACGACGACUCUCGAAAAAUGCUGGUGUGGUAGGUGGCUAGUGCUUCCGGCCAUUUACACUCAAAUAAGACCCAGAGGGGGCGAGGUAAAUCUAAAAUUGGCACGGGGCGGAGAGUUACUGUUCUAUACUUUAUGCCAAUUGUGUAAGUUGUUCGCAGUGCCCCCGUCGUACGAGCAGUCGCAGGCGCAGGCGCCGGCGUGGCAGGCCUCCGUGGCGGCGCCGCCGCGGCCCGGCAGUACGGGGCCUAGCGCUGGUGGUCUAACAAGCAGGUCCAAAUACAAGGUAGACCCGUCGGUGCAGUCUGCGCCGCUGUACAACCAGUACAGCUUCGGCGGCCCCGCCGGCGCGGCCGGCUACAGCAGCCCACUGCCCGACCAGUACGGCGCCGCCAGCGUACCGGCUCCUGCGCACGACUUUGCACCCAUCAACUCACAAAUUGGCUACCCCCCCUACCCGGGCGGCUACGCGCCCCCCCCGGCGCCGGCCGUCAACGGCGCGCAGUACCCGCCCCCCGCCGCCCCCGCCGACCCCCCCGCGCCCAGCAGGCCGGUGCCGCCCGGCUGGAACGACCCCCCCAUGCUGAACAGCGCUAAACCUAAGCCAAAACAAGAAAUGCAGCAACAAGCGCCGAUCACCCAUCCUCUCUUCGGCGUCGAACCACCUCAGCACGUUCCACUAAACCCGGUUCAAUCAUACCCGGGUCAACAGUAUACCCCCCAGUAUCCGGGCCAACAGCAAUACCCGGGCCAGCAGCAGCAGUAUCCGGGUAACCAAUAUCCGGGUAACCAGUACCCGGAGCAACAGUACCCUGGGCAGCAGCAGUACCCGGGACAAUACCCGGGUGCACCGAUGCAGGGGUAUCCGCAACAGGCGGAGAGCCCGGCCCCGGCGGAGGUGGCGGCGCCGGUGCAGAAGGCGCCCAUCCCGGAGCAGCACGUGCAGCUGCAGACGGUGUUCGAUGCGCUGCGGGCCGACUGCGCCGCCACCGCUGCCAACCCCCAAAUGAAAAGGAAGUUAGAAGACGUCCAAAAGAGGCUAGAAACUUUAUACGAUAUGCUUCGUGACUACAAACUAUCAGAAAACGCGUUAAGCCUGCUCCACACGUGCGCGCAGUACGCCCAGGCUGGCGAGUACGAGCACGCGGUGCACGUGGCGACGUCGCUGGCGACCGGCGCCGACUUCGCGGCCGCCGCGUCCUUCCUGCCCGGACUCAAGGUGCUGUUCCAGCUCGCGCAGCAGCUGCAGGUGUACGCGCGGUGAGGACGCGCCUUUAGCACUACGUAAGCCGUUAUGUUCCAUACUCGGAUAGGUUCAGAUAAAAGGGUUAGACGUUUGAGGCCUGUCGCACGGGGGCGAUUUCGUAUGAAUUUGAAGAAAGAAAAUAUUUAGUUCCAUAUUGGACGCCACAUUUACAAACUUACAUUACAGAAAUAAAUAAAAAAAAUAGAAAAAAAAACAAAGACAAAUAAUACAGACAUUAAAUACACAAUGGAGGCGCCCAAAAUAAAAAAAGGAUCUCCCUCAGCAUAAUGCCGUGACACGUGCUUAGCACGGGCCGCGGCGCUGGUAUUAUGGGAGACCUAUCGAACGUGAAUUUGACUACCUCUACGCACGAUUACGUCUAGAAGUGUCAACUCGCACCCAGCGUGCGCGCGUCCGUACUACUUAUAAUGUAGAUAUUGUUCGUGCGUGUUCAUACGUGUACGCAUAAUUCGAAUUCGUACGAAAACGCGUGUAAUGUAUGACUGGCGUAAAGAAUAUAUGAUGGUAAAAUACUGUAAUUUACAGCUACAGAUUUUUGCUUCCUUAAAUAAAUAAUGAUGGACUACUUAUAGGUUAAUACAGCUAAUAUCCUCGCGUGAAUCUAUCAUGUUUCUAAAAAGUGAGCGUGUUUGAGCCCAACGCUCAAACAAAUCAAAGAAAUCAUUGGAGUAAGAAAUCAUUGUUACUAACAACCUGGGUCCAAGUUACCCGUAAUAUAUUUUUUUAAACCCCUGGACCACGGAGGCCGUUUAUAUGCAUUUACACAAUGAUGUGUGUAAGACGUCCUGAGAUGUAAAUUAGUAUUUUACUAUUUUUAUAUUCUUUGUAGUGAUUACAUUCGUUCGUCGUCCCUUGUUUAUGUUGCCCCGUUAUUCCGAGGUUUAUACUAUGAUAAAAGACUUAACACCUCGAAACUUUGCUCAGUAGGCUACAAAUUGAUUUACACCUUUUGAAAACUGUUUUCUUCUUUGCUUUUGCACGUGAUUUGGUUACAUUCAAAUAUAUUGAAGAAAUUAACAUAGAGCUAAUAUUACCAGAAGUGACCUUCCGUACUGGAACUUGACUAAAUUGUAACCUAUAGUUAAGGUACAGCUUAAACACUAUAUAAAAAUUUCUUUCUUAUUGCGUGAGCGUGAGCGAGACAGACAAUCCACGCGCGCUCCCUUAGCUUACUGUCACUUAGGGUGGUAUUAAUAAACCAAUCUCAGCUUUGAGACGGCACUCAAGAUCAUGUCAAUGUGACAGUUCUCAUAUAAAAACAGGGACUUGAGCAUGAUCUUGAGGGCAGUCUCAGCUGAGAUUAGUUUAUUAAUACCGCCCAAAGUGACACCCAGCGGGGGUGAGGUAAAUCUAGCUCGGCACCGAUACGAAAUGGUGCGGGGCGGAGACUGUCCUUUCGAAACGGAGUAUUAUUCUUUAUUAUAUGGUUUAGACAGUUUAUCUUAGACGUAACAGAAGAAUCAAGAUUUGAUAUGCGGUGUAGUUCAAUUUGUAGCAGACAGUAGGUUAGCGGUAGUAAACAAUUAAUUGGUAUGAAAUAUUGGAAUUAUGAUAAAGCUUAUCCAAAAUAAUAUAUUUACAGAAAAAUAAAAAUAAAUUUAUUUUGUUAUUUUCUUAAUUUUAAUUUUUUAAUUCUCCCCGGGCGUGUUUAAUUAUUAAUUAAUUUUACUGCCAUUUCUGUUGUCUUAUUUAAAUGAUCCUCUUUUAAUAUUUAUUAAAUAAAACAAACUAACUUCCAAAAAUAAAUAAUUAUUUCGUGUGCAGAGUAAUUAAUGUGCAAUGGUGAAUAAUAAACUUAAUAAUUUAAUUUAUUAUAAUUAUGAAUGUAUUUUGUGUUUAAUAAUUAAUAGUUUUAAUGUGAUUUAUUUAUUUGCCCAACAAUAUAGUAACAUACAAAAUAAAUGCAAUAAUGUAAUGCAAGUGUAACAGUGAAUACAUUAAAACGGUGGAUCAAAGAUAGACUUGAAUCAAGUGUACCAUAAGCAGGGGUAUUCAAAUCCUGUAUUUUCCUAAAGUUUUCUAAAAUAAUAAUAAGUCGAUCAACUGAUACCUAAACAUUAUGUGGCAGCAUGUCCCCUGUCAAAGACGCUACAAUCACUUUUAGAUGACAUCUAAACUUUUCAAUAAAAAGUGAAUGGGCCAUUUUCUUUUUUAGAAUUAUGAAAAAUGGUUCUUCACUGCCACUGGCCAUUGCCAAGAUGCUAUGGAAAGAAAAAAAAACUUUGAUCUUUAGGAAAUAAAUGGUUCCCUUAAUUUUUGCACAAAUCCACGUUUUCUCUUCGUGUUCUCAUUCUCUCGGUACAUUCUGAUAAGAUUCUGUAUUCUUUCUUCGUUAUUUAUUUUCAAAACAUAAUCAUAAAUAAUGUAACGUUCCGUUCCUUGGAGUAACCUAUCAAGUUCAGAGUCAUCUAUCCAGCCGCUAGGAAAAAAAGUAAAAAGAAAAUCCCUCAUUGAAUAUAAAAAUUGUAUUCUUCAUAAUAUACUUUUUACGCUAUAGGAAGUCUCCACGAUAUUAUGCCCUUUUAUUUUCAGAUGUUUUAUUUCAAAGUAUUUAAAAAAGUACUUGUCAAAUAUUUUAUUUGUGUUAAUUUUUUUGUGACAGAUUCUAAAUACAAAUUUCAAAACCCAAAGGUUCCUUUUUACCUUUCAGGUGCGGAACUCUGAAUAGUGAAUGACCACAUUAAUACUACUGCAAAGCUUAUAAAGGUGGCUACACACCGGAAGCAUUCACUUAACAGAUUCGAGCAUUAGACUUAUUAAAAUCACCUUAUGAAUAUAAUAAUAUGAUAGAUAUCUGGGUCAAAGAUAAAUUAUAAAACGCUAAUCUAGAAAUAGAUAAUUCUAAGAUGAUUAUUUAUUAUUUAUUUAUUAAAGAACAUACAACAUUACAGUAUGGCCCAAUGCGCUGUCUGACGAGAAAACAAUAUACAAACUAAUACAACAAAAAUAAACAUUGAAUGAAAAAAAGAAACAAAAAAUAAUUUUCAACAUGUCAUGUAAUUAUUGAUGUACCUAUUUUACUGUAGCAUAAUAUUAUGCAAAAUAAUAUUUUAGUGAUUAAGUCGAAUUUCAAAUGGUUACAAGUGAAUGAUCCCGCGCAAUACCCACCCUAUAGUUGUACGUUACAAUAAACACAAAUAGAUUUUAUAAUGACUAGUGCCUUUAUACUUUGUAUGCAAAAACUGCAACUACUUAUGCUAGUUGAUUAAAAUAGUUACUACUAAAAGCAGAAGACAAACUCAAUCUCACGUGGUUUUAGUUAACAUAAUGAAGCAUAAGACGAUAUCCCAAUGGAGUAGUCAGAGAUAUAUCCAUCGCAAGAUGAAUUAAGUACAGUCAUGAGCAAUACAAUGUACCCACUUUAGGACUCUGUCGCACUAACAUAUUUGACAUUUAGUGAGACUUACAGUUCAAUUUGUCAAAAAAGUUAAUGUGCCAUGGUACCUAAUUGUAUACAUAUUAAUGCUCGUGACCGUACCCACAUCUCACCGAGCUUUCUGUUAGACCAACGUGAUAGGUGGUGAGACGUACAGUCCAUAAUGGUCGAGCCAACUGUGUUAAUGCAAACUGCGGUUAAGAUAAAUUAAUAAGUAUUUGGUGUAAAUCCGGUGCCGGGGUUCGAACCCGCGCUCCCCGAGAAGCAAGCCGGUGUACACCACUGAACCAUAUUGACUACAUAAUAUCAUAACUGAUAACAAUGCAACGCUAUCGAUCCAUCGCUGUUCGUGUUGUGUGAACGAAUGCUAAUAAUUACUGUUACUAUGAACCAUUAACAAUGUAUUAUAGGUUUAUUACAUAUUGUAUUGAUGAAUAAAAAUAUAUUUUAGUA